This is a messenger RNA of Tachyglossus aculeatus (Australian echidna), 1962 nucleotides long. RefSeq names its product double PHD fingers 3 (gene DPF3). The record is from RefSeq and is a predicted model, not a curated record. The coding region runs from base 1 to 1212 and encodes 403 amino acids. The transcript has 12 exons. NCBI's taxonomy places the organism in Eukaryota, Metazoa, Chordata, Mammalia, Monotremata, Tachyglossidae. Gene Ontology annotation, biological process: nervous system development. Gene Ontology annotation, cellular component: nBAF complex.
AUGAAAAUGCCAGUGAGAUUCAAGAAGGGUUGGGAUCAAGAAGCAAGCCUACCAGGGUUUGUGGCUGUGUUUGGUAAAUCCGUUUUUUGUCCACUGCAUUCCUGUCGACUUGGGGACCAGUUCUACAGGGAAGCCAUCGAGCACUGUCGCAGCUACAACUCGAGGCUCUGUGCUGAACGCAGUGUCCGCCUGCCCUUCCUUGAUUCCCAGACCGGGGUGGCCCAGAACAACUGCUACAUCUGGAUGGAGAAAAGGCACCGGGGCCCAGGCCUGGCACCCGGACAACUGUAUACAUACCCCGCUCGCUGUUGGCGUAAGAAGAGACGACUGCUCCCGCCUGAAGAUCCCAAGAUGAGGCUGCUCGAAAUCAAACCUGAAAUGGAGGUGCCCCUGAAGAAAGAUGGGUUCACAUCGGAAAGCACCACCCUAGAAGCCUUGCUCCGUGGUGAAGGGGUCGAGAAGAAAGUGGAUGCAAAAGAGGAGGAUAGCAUCCAGGAGAUACAGAGGGUUUUGGAAAACGAUGAAAACAUCGAGGAAGUGAACGAAGAGGAGGAUUUAGAAGAAGACAUGCCCAAACGAAAGAACAGGACCAGAGGACGGGCCCGAGGUUCCACAGGAGGGAGAAGAAGGAAUGACCCAGCUUCUCAAGAAGACCACGACAAACCUUAUGUCUGUGACAUCUGCGGCAAGCGCUACAAGAACCGGCCCGGGCUCAGUUACCAUUACGCACACACUCACUUAGCCAGCGAAGAGGGAGACGAAGCCCAAGAGGAGGUCAACAGGUCCCCACCCACCCAUCGAAACGAAAACCACAGACCCCAGAAAGGACCAGACGGAAGUGUAAUUCCCAAUAACUACUGUGAUUUCUGCCUGGGAGGUUCCAACAUGAACAAAAAAAGUGGCCGGCCAGAAGAAUUGGUUUCCUGUGCAGACUGUGGACGAUCUGGUCAUCCCACCUGUCUGCAGUUCACCCUGAACAUGACCGAAGCCGUCAAAACCUACAAGUGGCAGUGCAUCGAAUGCAAAUCCUGCAUCCUCUGCGGCACCUCAGAGAACGACGACCAGCUGCUGUUCUGUGAUGACUGUGACCGUGGCUAUCACAUGUACUGCUUAAACCCCCCUGUGGCUGAACCUCCGGAAGGGAGCUGGAGUUGCCACUUGUGCUGGGAGCUGCUCAAGGAGAAGGCAUCUGCCUUUGGAUGCCGGGCCUGAGGGUCUCCAAGGAUUGAGGGGAGUUGGGGAGGGGGUAUUUCCUCACAGAGAAGCAGUACCACCGCACAAUCUCCCAACCCCACAAACCCCCACUCCCACAUACCAAGACAGAAACACAAACAAAAACAAAUGGUCUCAGAGAGACCCGGACACUGGAAAACAAGACACGGUAUUUAGUUCCCUCCCACGUGUAGCUUUCCUUCUUCAGAUGUUUCCCGCCCCCCUACCUUAGUUCUCCUAGCUGGAACACAGACUUUCCAUACAAAAAGUCCCCUGCCUUGAGCCUUCCCACCAUCUCCCAGUUCCCGACCCUUUCCCGCUGGCUCCCAUAAGAGGGAGAAGCAGUUCCACGGAUUUCAAACAGUCAGUCUUUUGUGCAGUCUGGUGUUUUUAUGUUUCCUUUGUUCCAGAUUAAAAGAACACAUCUCUCCCCGAAUCCCAACAUGAAACAAUGCUCUCCACUCCAAACUCUCAUUGGAUGGGAUACUCGAGUGACAUACUAGAUUCUAAGGGUGUAUGUCAGGGAGUAGGCGGGGAGAUGAGGGUCUGGGAUACCCCAGAAGCCAGGCAUAAAACACUGGGCUAAGUGGAGCUCGAGUUGGCAACUCCUGUACUUUCUUGUCACCCCACAAGAUGGCUUCUUUGGGGAGUGCUAACUCGUUGAAUCACAUGAUUGGAUGGUGAGCAUUUGUCUAGAUAAUUGAGGGACUUGAGACCCAGACCACAGUUGACUUCAGGGAAGGAAAAGAG